UCCGUCACGUAAAGGAUGAGGGCUCCAGGGGCGGGUGCUAACAGGUCAGGGGUCAACUGAGUGGCAGACGCCGGACUUACAGCUGGAGUGUAAUGGGCAUACCUAAUCAGAUCUCCUGAUGACAGGGUCCAGCCCUGUGUUUGCCAUGCAGCAUGUCAUGGGUGUGCCCCAUGUGCUGGUACGAAGAGGCCUCCUUGGAAGGGACCUCCUUAUGACCACCAGGACUCUCUGUAGCUCAGGUCCCAGCCAGCCCAGAGAGAAGCGAUCAGAGGCCACAGCCCUCAGGCUGUAUCACCGCCUCCUAGCCCUGGGAAGAGCCCUGGGGCACACUAUUCAGCAACAAGCGGCCUCUACUGCCAAGACUUGGUGGGACAGAUAUGAAGAGUUUGUGGGACUCAAUGAAGUUCAAGAGGCCCAGGGAAAUGUGACUGAGGCAGAGAAAGUGUUCAUGGUGGCUCGUGGGCUUGUCCGUGAGGCUCGAGAGGAUUUGGAAGUUCAGCAGGCUAAGCUGAAGGAGGUGAGGGACCGCUUGGACCGCGUCUCCAGGGAAGACAACCAGUACCUGGAAUUGGCUACACUGGAGCAUAGGAUGCUACAGGAAGAGAAGAGGCUCCGCACAGCAUAUCUACGUGCAGAAGACUCUGAGCGGGAGAAGUUCUCCCUUUUCUCUGCAGCCGUGCGGGAAAGUCACGAGAAGGAGCGCACAAGGGCUGAGCGGACCAAGAACUGGUCCCUCAUCGGGUCAGUUCUGGGAGCUCUCAUUGGUGUGGCUGGUUCCACCUAUGUGAACCGUGUACGGCUCCAGGAACUGAAAGCCUUACUCCUGGAGGCACAGAAAGGGCCUGUAAGUCUCCAGGAGGCCAUCCGUGAACAGGCCUCUAGCUACUCCCUUCAGCAGAGGGACCUCCAGGAUCUCAUGGUAGACCUGAGGGGCCUGGUGCAUGCUGGGAAGGACCAGGGUUCAGGAUCACCAGCAAGUACUUCUUCCACCCAAGGGAGAGACAUAGAUGUCCUUUCAGCUGCCAUGAAAGAGCAGCUCAGUCAUUCCCAGCAGGUCCAUUCCUGCCUAGAGGGUUUACGAGAGCAACUUGAUGGCUUGGAAAAGACUUGGAGCCAAAUGGCUGGGGUGGUUCAGCUUGCAAAGGCUGCAGCAUACCCAGGCUUCGUGGAGUCAGUAGACAGGACUCUGCCCAGCUCACUGCUGGAACAAGGGAGCCUGGUCUUGGCCCUGUCUGAUAUGGAGCAGAGACUAGAAGCCCAAGUCAACAGGAAUACCAUCUGCAGCACACUGUUCACCUGUGUGACUUUUGUGGCCAUACUGCCUGUCCUCUACAUGCUGUUCAGGACUAGCUAGCCUUGGGAGCUGCCUCCAAAGGGGCCAAGGGUGAACACAACCUUCUCGGGGUGCACACAACCUCAUCCAGACUCUCUGAAUACCAUCUGAGGGGCUUACCAGCCAAUAUAUUUUAUUUAGUUGGUAAUAUUCAUUUAUGUUGCCAAAACUUUAUGCUAAUGUCCAAUUAAAAUACCUUAGAGUUUGUAUUAUUUAAAAG
This is a messenger RNA of Nannospalax galili (Upper Galilee mountains blind mole rat), 1553 nucleotides long. RefSeq names its product coiled-coil domain containing 51 (gene Ccdc51). NCBI's taxonomy places the organism in Eukaryota, Metazoa, Chordata, Mammalia, Rodentia, Spalacidae. The record is from RefSeq and is a predicted model, not a curated record. The transcript has 4 exons. Bases 119 to 1354 code for a protein of 411 amino acids.